CCUCUCUCCUCCUGCAGCCGGGAGGCGGACCACAGCGGCAGCAGCAGUUUGGAAACAUCGAAACAGGGAAGUGGUUUUCACACUGAGGAGCCGGAGAUGUUCAGCUGGGUCAAACAGGAGCAGGGCGGCCGCAACAAGGAGGGGGAGAUGUACCAGACGGUGACCGAGGGUCUGCAGACUCUCUACACCAAGAAGCUGCUUCCUCUGGAGGAAACCUACCUCUUCCAUGACUUUCACUCCCCGGCGCUGGAGGCCGCCGACUUCCAGAGCAAGCCCAUGGUGCUGCUGGUCGGACAGUACUCCACCGGAAAGACCACCUUCAUCAGGUAUCUGCUGGAGCAGGAUUUUCCCGGGAUGCGGAUCGGCCCCGAGCCGACCACCGAUGGCUUCAUUGCUGUGAUGUACGGGGAGAAUGAAGGCGUCGUCCCUGGCAACGCUCUGGUGGUGGACCCCAAGAAGCCCUUCAGGAAACUCAACGCAUUUGGGAACUCGUUCCUCAACAGGUUUAUCUGUUCUCAGAUGCCCAACCAGGUACUUCAGAGCAUCAGCAUCAUCGACACGCCGGGCAUCCUCUCAGGAGAGAAACAGAGAAUCAGCAGAGGUUAUGACUUCGCUGAGGUCCUGCGUUGGUUCGGAGAGCGAGUGGACCGGAUCAUCCUGCUGUUCGACGCGCACAAACUGGACAUCUCGGACGAGUUCUCCGAGGCCAUCAGAGCCUUCAAAGGCCAGGACGACAAGAUCCGCGUGGUCCUCAACAAGGCCGACCAGGUUGACACGCAGCAGCUGAUGAGGGUGUACGGCGCCCUCAUGUGGUCGCUGGGGAAGGUGAUCAACACUCCAGAGGUGGUUCGAGUUUAUCUGGGAUCCUUCUGGGCCAAACCGCUGCAGAACACUGAGAACCGUCGCCUGUUCGAGGCGGAGUCUCAGGACCUUUUCCGGGACAUCCAGAGUCUGCCCAGGAACGCCGCUCUGCGGAAACUCAACGACCUGAUAAAGAGAGCGCGGCUCGCCAAGGUGCACGCGUACAUCAUCAGCUACCUGAAGAAGGAGAUGCCGUCUCUGUUCGGCCGGGAGAAGAAGAAGGAAGAGCUGAUCAUGAGGCUGCCAGAGAUCUACACCAUCCUGCAGAGGGAGCAUCACAUCAGCCCCGGAGACUUCCCCAACGUGGCCAAGAUGCAGGAUAUGUUGCAGCACUACGACUUCAGUAAGUUUCCCUCUCUGAAGAUGAAGCUGAUCGAGUCCGUGGACAAGAUGCUCGCCAACAAGAUCGCCGUCCUCAUGGCGAUGAUCCGGGAGGAGGAGUCCAAGCAGCCGCCGGCGAUGGUAUCGGGCGGGGCGUUCGAGGGCUCCCAGGACGGCCCCUUCGGUCAGGGCUACGGCGAGGGCAUCAGCGCCGGCGCCGACGCCGACGACUGGAUCGUGAGCCGCGACAAGCACCGCUACGACGAGCUCUUCUACACGCUGAUGCCCGUCAACGGAAAGAUCACCGGCGUCAACGCCAAGAAGGAGAUGAUGAGCUCGCGGUUGCCCAACACCGUGCUGGGGAAGAUCUGGAAGCUCGCCGACUGCGACCGCGACGGCAUGCUGGACGACGAGGAGUUCGCGCUGGCUCAGCACCUCAUCAAGGUGAAGCUGGAGGGCUACGAGCUGCCCACCGAGCUGCCCCCCCACCUCGUGCCGCCCGCCCACCGCAAGAACCCCACCGCCGACGCCCUGUACAACAACACCGAGGACUAGGAGGCCUCGCAGAGACUGACCGAGGCCAGAGGAGGCCCGGGGGUUUGUGAACAGACAGACUGAGCUUUUUCCAAAAAAAAAUGACCAAUCACGUGACUGCGCUCUAAUCCUGCACAUUUCUUUUAGUAAGAUUUUAUAGAAAAUGAGCUUCUGAGUUGAUGAAACCAAAGAAGACAAGCCCAGCGUGCCUCUUCUACUCCAUAGGAAGCCUUAUUCCUUCCAGUUUUCUGCCUUCACUCUGAACUGUUUUCAGUCUUUUGUAAAGUCUUCCAAGAAAAAAAAAAAAAAAAAUUCAGUGUGUCACAUUCACCCGGCUCUCUAACCACAAACUCUACAGUUUUAAUCAGCUCGAACUUUCCAUAUCUUCCAUUGGGGCGGUUGUUUAUUUCCUGUCCAGGGAAUGACACAACCUGCCCUCCUCUGAGUCUGAUCUGCUUGUUCUGACCUUCUUUUCCAUCUCAAUGUGAACCAGUUGGCGACGCAGCUUACGCAACGCAGGUCUGGUCUGAAAUGUGUGUAAAUUUACUUGUACAAACGGGUCAGAGACCAAUUGAAGACAAGACUUUACUGAGCCUAAAAUGUUUUUAAACCAUUUUAAAAAAUGGUGAAAAGCCUUAAUACUCAUUAACUAAAAUAAGUCUAAAUCAAAUCCUGCAUUUCAUUAAAAUCCGACUGAAAUCAGUCAAAAACCUCUACGCCUGCAAGAAACACGAAGCAGCUGAUUCAAACUAGCAUAAAGAAUAAUAGACAUAAAAAAAAUCACCCAGUUUCUUAGAUGAGUUAAAAACUGUUCAAAAUUGAGUGUAAUGGUUUAAAAUUCCCUUGAGCAAGGCUCUUAAGAUCUUCCUCGAUCUGUGUCCUCACACGUCAAAGCUUUAACCUCCCUGCCUUCCUUUGAAACUUCCAGCCUUCACUUUGUCGUGCCUGUUCGAUGUUUCAGAACUCUAAACAUCUUUCCAGCUUGCCUUGUUGCUUCAGGGUUUUUGUUCCUAUGACGGGAUGAACGUCAUUCUCGAGGAUUCAGUGCCUUCAGUACGCUAACAGACCUUCGUCUCAACAACCCGUUGCGACUUAUCAUCACUAUUAUGGCUAAUUAUUUUUUCUGCAACUCACUGGAACAGUUGUAUGUCGCCCUCUAGCGGUCAUCAUAUUUAUGACACCAGCAUUGUAGACGGAAGUGAUUUUCAGUGUGCUUUUUCCAGAAAAUGUCACAGCAUUCCAUGUUUUUUUGUUUUAUUUCUUUUUGUGGACUUUUAUUGUAUCAUCCUGAUUCAGUGGCUUCAGUUCAGACUUGUAGGACUUUAUUAGCUUCAUAGAUAUGGCGUCGUAAAUCCACCUCCACCAGCAGGGUGGCCUCCAGUUAGUGUUAUUAAUGCAGUGGAGCUGAUUGUUUAUGUGGCCAGUUUAAUGGAGUCUCUCAUAUUUUCUGACUAGUCGAGACCAUCACACUAACGUUUACCUUCUGUAGUUCCAUUGAAAUUAGCUAGACGGUCCCGAAGCCUUCUCUUUUUGUUCACCUGGAACAAAAAGUUUAGGUUUGAAAAUUAAGAAUUUUUUUUUUUUUUGAAUUUAACUUUCAAAUGUAGCACAUAGCAGCGUGUUUGUCACUAUCGCCACGGUAACCAUGGAGUCUAAAUCUUUUUAAUAGUUCCUGUUGUGAAAGUUUCAUUUUUUUGUUUGAAAGAAUCAACGGGCCUCAGGACAAAUGUCACUUUAGGUGACACUUCUUUUUUCAACUUCUUUCUUUGAUCAGCAAAGUGUGAUAAAUAUGAUAAAAAAGCCCAAUAAUCCAAUUAGAAUGAGGAGGAAAUCCAUUUGUAAGUGUUCUGAAUCCAACGUUUAUUACUAAGAAAAUAACUUAUUUUAAGU
Molecule: messenger RNA, 3606 nt
Organism: Salarias fasciatus (jewelled blenny)
Lineage: Eukaryota; Metazoa; Chordata; Actinopteri; Blenniiformes; Blenniidae
Gene: ehd4
Product: EH-domain containing 4
Exons: 8
Coding region: 97-1737 (546 amino acids)
Biological process (GO): endosomal transport; endocytosis
Cellular component (GO): cytoplasm; plasma membrane
Molecular function (GO): calcium ion binding; GTP binding; protein binding
Source: RefSeq, a predicted model, not a curated record